This is a messenger RNA of Diaporthe amygdali, 1644 nucleotides long. RefSeq names its product cytochrome P450 of the CYP52 family. Lineage: Eukaryota; Fungi; Ascomycota; Sordariomycetes; Diaporthales; Diaporthaceae. Bases 1 to 1644 code for a protein of 547 amino acids. The transcript is spliced from 3 exons. The record is from RefSeq and is a predicted model, not a curated record. Gene Ontology annotation, molecular function: iron ion binding; oxidoreductase activity, acting on paired donors, with incorporation or reduction of molecular oxygen, reduced flavin or flavoprotein as one donor, and incorporation of one atom of oxygen; heme binding.
AUGUUGAAUCUAUCUGCUGCUGAUUUCAAUCUGAUCUUUGCUACCUCGCCAAUUCAGUCCAUGAUGACUAGCCGUGUACCAAGUUCCUCCAUCCUAAUGGCGAGGACUCCCUCCGAGUUGACCUAUGCUGCUGCGGCAGUCAUUGCUCUCCUCUUUUUUGCGUCCCGCGCAUCUGCCUUUUUCUCGGAGCGCAGGUUCCGGAUCGAAAACCACUGCAAAUCCCCUCCUGCGUACCCACAGAAAGACCCUGUAUUGGCUCUGGACCUGGUGUUCUCCGCCCUCAGUUCCUUUCGGGCAAAGAGGUUCCUCGAUAUGGUUACUGAGAGGCACACCAGAGUCGGGACUACGUACUCGGCUCGGUCCAUGGGCCGUCGCUACAUCUUCACUACGGAUCCGGAGAACAUAAAAACGGUCCUUUCUGUGCGCUUCAAGGAUUAUUGUCUAGGCGAGCGGUCUCCGAUCAUGGGACCUCUACUCGGCCGAGGCAUCUUCGUGACCGAUGGUGACGAAUGGUCUCAGUCCCGCGCCGUGCUGCGGCCAAACUUCGUCAAGGACCAGGUCGCCGACCUGUCACUAGUGGACAAGCACAUCGAAGACCUGCUGCGCCUGGUCCGCCCUCAGAAUGGUACGACGGUCGACCUGGCGCCGCUAUUCAUGCGCUUCACCCUCGACUCCGCCACCGAGUUCCUCUUCAACCAGUCUACCAAUACUCUUUGCAAUCCGGGACCGCCCGAGCAGCGCUUCAGCGAGGCUUUCCAGAUCUCACUUAACGAGAUCGCGACUCUCUUCCGCCUCGGCCCAUUCUGGCGCUUCCGCAGGACCGAUCCGGCCGUCUUGGAGGCGCAUAAGGUCUGCCGCGCCUACGUGGACCGUUUCGUGAAUGACGCUGUAAUUUUGGCAGCAGCGAAGAAGCCAUCGCUCGAAUUAGACAACCAUGAAGACAACCAGGAGCAAUCCAAUGGUAGCCGCAACUACUUUCUCAAGGAGCUUGCCCAAACCACCACUGACAAGAAUAAAAUCCGCGACGAGCUACUCAACAUUCUCAUUGCCGGGCGUGACACGGCGGCGAGUUUGCUCUCCAGCCUGUUCCAUGCACUGGCGCGGAACCCCGAGAUGUGGGCCAAGGUUCGAAAUGAAGUGAAGCAAUUCAACGGCGAGCGGCCGCAGUAUGAGCAGCUCCGGGAUCUGAAAUACUCGAAGCAUUGUAUCAAUGAAACCCUCCGAUUGUGGCCCCCGGUGCCGUCGAACAUGCGGGUUGCCGUAACCGACACAGUGCUUCCCCGUGGAGGAGGCGUGAACGGCGAGGAACCAGUCCACGUUCCCAAAGGGUGUGCUAUCACCUACACGGUCUAUGCGAUGCAUCGGCGGCAGGACUUAUUUGGGCCCGACGCUGAUAAGUUCCGGCCUGAGAGAUGGGAGGAGGGUCAGACGUAUGGCUGGCAAUAUUUACCCUUCAACGGCGGUCCGCGUAUCUGUCUCGGACAGCAGUACGCGCUAACAGAGGCUUUGAUGGUUCUGACGCGUUUUGCGCAAGAGUUUGAGUUUAUUGAGGCCAAAGACCCUAAACAGUGGACUGAAUCAUUGCAUUUAACUGUCAGUCCUUUCAAUGGCGUUCAGGUAGCGCUCACACCAGUCCGCCGGUAG